GUGAUAAAAUAGAAGGAAAAACCCUAUAAGAGACACAAAUGGUCCCGACAGGCAGACGCUGCGAUUACUUAAAAUCUCUAGUGAACUGUCUAGGGUUUGAGAAGAGGAAAAUGGAGCAAGAAACCGGCUUGACGAAACCGGCGGUGAUGAUAGCCUGCGCCGCCAUGACUUUGUUAUAUGUGGCUAUUCUCUAUGCUCCCAGUUUGAUCUUACGGCUUCCACCUCCUUCCUCUCUCAAGGAAUUCAUGAUCCGACGGUUCGUAUGCGCCAUUAUUUCUUCGAUAGUGUCUAUUAUUUUGUGCGCCCUUAUCCUUCCGAUGAGAAGCAGGGAGGCAGCUAAUUUAUUUGGCGUUUAUGGCAUCCGGUUUGACCAUAUUUGGCAAGCAGUGGUCAUUCCUCUCUCCUUGACUUCUUUAAUGUACGCUGGAUCUUUUUGCCUCAAGUCAUUGUUAUUGAUGGAGUCAUGGAAGGAGCACUUGAAUGAGGAUGGAGGCCUUUCAUUUGACUGCGUUAAACAUCUCCUGCAAAACUUUAUUGAUUGGAUGUCUUCAGCUGCUUCUAAUGUUUUGGCUUGGCGCAAUUAUGUGGUGGCUCCAUUAACAGAGGAAUUGGUGUUUAGAGCAUGUAUGAUACCUUUACUUCUUUGCGGUGGAUUCAAGAUAUACAGUGUCAUUUUUCUCUGCCCUGUUCUUUUCAGCUUGGCACAUUUAAACCAUUGGAUGGAGACAUAUAUCAGGCAUAACUACAGUAUGCUUAAGGCCUCCAUGGCUGUAGGACUUCAGCUUGGCUACACUGUGAUUUUUGGCUCAUAUGCUUCUUUUCUUUUCAUUCGAACAGGACACCUUCUGGCUCCAUUAGUUGCUCAUGUAUUUUGCAAUUUUAUGGGAUUGCCUGUGCUGUUUGCAAGGAGUAAAGGAAUAGUGAGUCUGGCAUUUGUAGCUGGAGUAGUUUCCUUCCUGUGGCUUCUGUUUCCUGUUACACGUCCAGAUUUGUACAAUGAUAGAACAAAUAAUUGUAGAUGUUGGCAUGGAUAUUGUUCCUGGAAUUAAACCUGUCACUCUUAAGGAUCAAAUUCUUGUUCUAAUUCUACUUUUUAUUUGCUGGUA
This is a messenger RNA of Manihot esculenta (cassava), 1106 nucleotides long. RefSeq names its product CAAX prenyl protease 2. Gene Ontology annotation, cellular component: endoplasmic reticulum membrane. NCBI's taxonomy places the organism in Eukaryota, Viridiplantae, Streptophyta, Magnoliopsida, Malpighiales, Euphorbiaceae. The coding region runs from base 39 to 1049 and encodes 336 amino acids. The record is from RefSeq and is a predicted model, not a curated record. Gene Ontology annotation, molecular function: metalloendopeptidase activity. The transcript has 8 exons. Gene Ontology annotation, biological process: CAAX-box protein processing.